Molecule: messenger RNA, 1067 nt
Organism: Rubroshorea leprosula
Lineage: Eukaryota; Viridiplantae; Streptophyta; Magnoliopsida; Malvales; Dipterocarpaceae
Source: the annotation of a GenBank genome assembly
CAUUGAAGAAAUUGCAAAAGAAGACCAGAAACCCGACACGGGUGUAGUGUCGACAUGUAACCGAGGUGUCGACACCAUGCGUUAAACGUCCAGAAUCAGAUUCUGUUUCCUAUUUUGUGUCAACACGUCUAAUUAUGAAUUGAGUUGCCACAGUUGCUAAAGAGAUACAAGGUGAGUUACCUAGUGCAACAAUGAAAAAUCAAGAAGAAGAGGUAAACACUUUACUCUUGGAGAUUGAAGGACAACUUGGAGAAGUAGAAAUUAUGCCUGCAGAAACUAAACAAGAGGAUGUCUCUAAGGAAGAAGAGGAAAAAUCUCAAGUGUCAUUUGAAGUGUUCAAUAGGGAGUCUCUUUUAAUCAAAUUUGAUUUUAAUGAUUAUUUUGUUAUUGGUAUGGUUGAUGAGAUUUUGCAGAAAAACACUUAUGAGGAUCCAUUUGAGAUUUACCCUAUUCAGGCAAAGGAUCCAAUCAAAGAAUACAUAAAUUGCUUGAACACAUCAUCUUCCUUGGAAUCAAAGGGGGCACUCCGAGAAGAAUUGGGAAGGCACAUCUGCUGGCCUAAACCCAAACCACCUCAAAAUAGUCAUUGGAGAAAAUCCUAUGGUAGAUUCAACCACUACAAGAAAAUCCAUAUUUAGUGACUAAAUUAUUGAUAAUUAAAUCUUUAUUUUUCGUCACAAAUUAUUAUUAGUGAUAAAAUUUAAACCGAAAGGAUUUAAUUAGAAGAAAUCCUACUUUUUAGAAGUAAAUUGAAGAGAUUAGAGACUUGAGGAUCAACUUGUGCAGAAUUUAGAAGUCAGGAACCAAAUCUGCUAUUUUACCAUUGAAGAAAUUGCAAAAGAAGACUAGAAACCCGACACGGGUGUAGUGUCGACACGUAACCGAGGUGUCGACACCAUGCUUUAAACGUCUAGAAUCAGAUUCUGUUUCCUAUUUUGUGUCAACACGUAAUCCGAAGUGUAAGCACCACACGAUCAGCAUCCAAAAUUCAGUUUCCUAUUUCUGUUCCAAGUCCUACUUCUAUUUCAAUUAGGGUUUCUAAAAUCCUAUAAAUACCUAUUCAAAUU